Messenger RNA from Mycena citricolor, 1521 nucleotides. The record is from the annotation of a GenBank genome assembly. Lineage: Eukaryota; Fungi; Basidiomycota; Agaricomycetes; Agaricales; Mycenaceae.
CUUGGCAUGAACGCUACACUCGACGCGUCCGCUUUGAAACCUUUUACUCGAGGGCUCGCAUGUUUGGCGCGAUACGGCGAUGAUCUCGCCAUUUAUGCCACCGAAGACAGCCUCUCCCUCUCGACUACAAAUUCAUCCAAGUCUGCAUACGGUCGAUUCAAGUACGGUCGGCAAUUCUUCUCAAAAUACUCGGUGGAAUCUGCGGACUACACCCAGGCGGACGAUGAAGAGGGCUUUGCCGUUACAGGUCAGAUUUUGGCAAAGUCCUUACUGUCGAUCCUCAAACAUAGAACGAUCGAGAAGAAUGUUGAGCGGUGUGAAAUGUCGAUCGUCGAGGGCUCUCUCGACCGAACAGAAAGCGACGACAGCCUCGAGAGCAGGUUGAUCAUUCGCCUUCAUUGCAAGCAUGGGAAGUAUACGCUCAUUGCUAGGAAGUUAAAAUAUGCUCAUUCCAAAUUGUAUUUAGGUGUCGUGAAGACACACAGACUUGUUCUCUUGAAUCUGACAUCGUUCCUUGCACCGGGGGUGCCCAAUGCCCAGAACGAAUCGCAUCUUACUGUUGGGCCGCGAGCGAUCAGAGACAUGAUUGAAUACUUUCCCAUGCCGAAAGGUACAAGAUCUGACCCCCAGCUUGUGUGGAACUUCGGGGAAUCUGAGGUCGAGGUCAAGAGUUACGAGUCGUCGCUGGAUACUAAAGGGAGAAAUCAGCUUUCUACAGAAUUAUCCAUCAGUGCGGACGAGUUCGACCUGUACGACUUGUGUCUGACCCCAACGUCCAUUGCCUUCCAUCUGCGAGAAUUCAAUGCAACGAUAGCAUUCGCGGAAUCCAUGUCGCUCGCUCUGGAGCUGCGUUUCACCGACCCUGCGGCACCACUUUUCAUUGACGUCGAGGGGGACAACGUCGACACCCUUUUCGUGAUUUCGACCAGCCAAGUGCCAGGUGCUCCCGCUGCAAGUCAAGCUUCCACCAGCGUAAAUCCCAGGAAGAGGGUUCGGGAAGAAACCCCUCGCGAUCUCUCGCGUAUCAAGAAGCCCAUGAAGGCGGUUCAAAGGACAGACGCAGCAGCUCUUGCACACUCCGAGACAGACAGAGCCUCGCGAUCUCAAUCGACGAUGCCAAGAGGUUCGAUGCUUCCACCUGCUUCGAUACCAGACACCCAUCAGAAUGCAUCGAUGAAACUGCCGGGCGGAGGACUACCGGAAGCUCAGAGUACCCCACGACAAGAGGAGGAACCACUAUUCCUGCCGUUUUCGUCACAGCUCUCCAUUGCAGAAACACAGGUCUUGAAGAACACAGGUCUCGGAUUUGAAGAUAUGGAUGUGAAUGAAUUGAGCAUGUUGCUUGACGAUGAAGGGUUGGAAGUAGGACAACCCGAGGACGAAGAGUUGGAAUUCGCCGCAACCCAGCCAAAUUUAGACACCUCGGGUUUCAACCCGUUAUGGGAAGACUGACCUCACAAGAGUACUCCGCUGCUGCAUCACAUUGCUCAAUAAACACAUAGCAAAGCAUUAGAUUGAAGC